UCAGUUGUGAAUGAGAUUCUGAAGCUCAUGGAUGGUAUCUACACGCCUAGCUAAGCGAGGAAUUGUGUGCGAAAUAUAAAAUUCCAAGUGUAGCGGUGUGAACCAUCUGGAGCUAAAAAGUGUCUUUUUGGUGAAUUUCCAUUGAUGAUAAAAUAUAAAAUUUUGGUGGAAAAAUGCGGGCUAAGAACGCAAGUAAUUAAUGCGACGUUAUGCAAGUGACUCACAUUCCCAAUUGAUUUGUUAGAUUGUGCAUCGCUGUGUGCGCGCAUUGUGUUGAUUUAUUUUGUGUAGACACAAAGAAAUUUGUUUCUUUGGCAAAAACAUCUAUGUACUAUAGAGGGGUGAAAAAAAUAAACUUCCCCUUUAUAAGAAAUUUAUUCUCAAACAGAAUAGUUUCUGUGCUUAAAAAACUAUAAAUUGAAUGAGAAAAUGUGUUUUGCUAGUGUAUGAGCUUUAAAGUUUUCUGACAGAGUGUGGUUCACCUUGAAAGGUGCUUUUUUUUAGUUUAAAUAUCGCGGCACAUGAAAACAGACGAAAUUCCUUUACACGAUGGUUCCGUGAAAUUUAUAAAGAAGUAAAAUGUAUCGAGGCACGGGAAUAAAACAUCAAGUUGAGAUGCUUGGAAGUGCUGUGAUGGUUCAAGAUUCAACUCCUGCCACGGAGGAUUGCAUGGCGGAGAAUGUGGCUCUUGUGCCGCGCAAAAAUGACUUCCUGGCGGUAUCAAUUGAUUCACAGAACAAUCGAAUGCGAGUCGCCCUUGGUGUCCUUAUGAAGCUCCUCGUACCCAUUCUCAAUGGUGUCGUAAAGGGCUGGCAUGGGAUCCGGGGAAUUCGAAUUCUACGCUCCCUGCGAAAUUUACGCUCCAGCCGGGGUUUGCUUACGAAUCUCCUCGCAUACACGGCCAAUUCUGUCUCCAUGAGUCUCUCAUCCGUGCAGGUGGUCCACAAGAUCGAUCCUCUGCUGAAGAUGAUGAAAUUGAAACGUGGAUCUGCUCUUCCGGGACGCAUUCCUGCCCUCCUUAUGGAGGAACCUGAAAAAUGCGUGACGCUGAAUGUUCUGGCUGAGCCACCAGCGGGUACACAAAUUCGCGCGGAUGUCAUCUUCAUCCAUGGGCUGCACGGAUCAUUGGUGAAUACGUGGAAGCAGGGUAUGUGGGAUGUCAAUGGACGACGACAGCGCAUCCAGCAGAAUGUUGAGCGUCCACCACGACCACCUAUUAGGCCUCCCAAACGUCCCCGGCACUCCCAUCAGAUUCCUCCGCCACCACAUGUGGCAAAACGGGCACGUCACUACUCCAAUCCACUGCUGAAUGAUGAGGAAUUUGAGAACCUCAUCCGGAGGGUGUGCUUCGAGGCACAACAAAAUCUUGCUCAUUGCUUCAAUGAUGAGAGUGUCUGGGAAGAAAAGCAAUUGAGGCUUCCUACUUUUAGAACACGCUACUCUGAGGAUGAUCUACGCGAGUGCCCAGGAACACCUCCACAUGCUGCACCUGAAGAUCCCUCCGGGGAGCCAUACAGUAAAUGUUGGCCACGCGAUUGGCUGCCCGUUAGCUGUCCAGGUGUUCGGGUGAUUGCUCUAAAUUACACAACGGAUCCCUACUUAUGGCGUCCAGUGUGGGUAAAGAAGCGCAAUAGGACAUCUCUUGUGGAACGUUCCAGGGAGAUGACUGAACUCCUCAUACAGCACCGUGUUGGUGUUGGGCACCCCAUUGUAUGGGUGGGACAUUCCAAGGGAGGCAUCUUCAUCAAGCAGAUCAUUGUCGAUGCAUGGGAGAGUGGGCGCGCUGAGAGGGCUCCACUUUGGCAAUCAAGUCGAGGGAUUCUCUUCUAUUCCGUACCUCACCGAGGAAGUUCCUUGGCUGACUUCAACUUACCCCUUCUGAGGCAAUCAGUGGAACUCACAGAAAUUCAAAAGAAUUGCCAGAGCAUCUUGGAGCUUCACAGACGCUUCUUGGCCCUCUACUAUGGCGGACAGCUUAAGAUUCGCGUCUACAGCUUCAUCGAAACCGCCCUAACACUCAUGUCUGUGCUGUACCUGCGCAUUGUGGGUGUGGAUUCAGCAGAUCCUGGUAUCGGGGAGGUCUGUGGCGUCCAUUUGGAUCACCGAGAAAUCUGCAAACCACGCAACCGCAAUUGCAUUCUGUACACCGAACUCACCAAAAUGAUUAACAAAGUCAGUUAAAAAGAAAAGUAUUCUCCCUUUUAAAAAUUUUCUUUUUUUAGAUUUUAAGAGAGUAUCAAUGUGAUUUAUCUUUAAAAAAGAGUUAAUAAGUUAGAUAGGUAGUUCAAUCAAUUUCUCUUACCAAUCUUUAAUUACUAUUAGUACCUACCAAUUUUACUAAAAAUUCUACGACUCAGCCGAAAUUCAAAAGAAUAUUUUUGAUAAUUUGGAUAAAAUCUUAAAUAUUAAAAAGAAAAUCAAAUGUUAGUAAAUAGGCAAGCCAUAAGUCGCUUAAGAAUUGAUAAAAAAUGGAAAUAAAUAUUUUAAAAUGGAA
Molecule: messenger RNA, 2494 nt
Organism: Lutzomyia longipalpis
Lineage: Eukaryota; Metazoa; Arthropoda; Insecta; Diptera; Psychodidae
Exons: 5
Coding region: 580-2181 (533 amino acids)
Source: RefSeq, a predicted model, not a curated record